Molecule: messenger RNA, 1048 nt
Organism: Polistes dominula (European paper wasp)
Lineage: Eukaryota; Metazoa; Arthropoda; Insecta; Hymenoptera; Vespidae
Gene: Pex12
Product: peroxisomal biogenesis factor 12
Biological process (GO): protein monoubiquitination; protein import into peroxisome matrix
Cellular component (GO): peroxisomal importomer complex; peroxisomal membrane
Molecular function (GO): ubiquitin-protein transferase activity; protein binding; zinc ion binding
Source: RefSeq, a predicted model, not a curated record
AAUUAUAAAACAAUGGCAGAAAAGGGUGCACAUUUAACUGGAACAACAUGCAUUAAACCUUCAAUUUUUGAAAUUGUUGCACAAGAAUCUCUUGCCAAUAUACUUGAACCUGCUUUUAAAAAGAUUCUAUCAUUCCUUGUAUCUUUUAAUUAUGAAAGAUAUGGACAUUUACUUGAAUGGUCUGACGAAGGAUAUUUGAUUUUUAACACAUUUCUUCAACGAUACUAUCUCAACAAAUAUUCUGGAUCAUUUUCUGAAACGUUUUAUGGAUUAAAGCGUAUUGGAUUAGUAAACCAAAAGUUUUAUGAUCAAUUAACACGAAAACAAAAAUAUUUUUCUUUAAUAUUACUUGUUUUGUUACCUUAUUUAAGAGGAAAGUUACUUAAACUUAGUUAUCAAUAUAAACUACAAGAAGCUGACAAUUAUGUACCUAAAUCGAAAUGGGAAAAAUUUCUCAGAAAAUGUGUUAUCAAAGGACACGAUACUUAUUUCACUUUAUAUGAAUCUAUAACAUUAUGUAAUUAUAUACUUUAUGUAUCUGGAAGAUCAAUGUAUGCGACACCUUUGUUAAGGUUUCUUGGCAUUGUACUUACAUAUUCAGAAACAAGAGCUAUUGUUCCUAUUACGGAAUUAUUGUACAAAGUUAGAAGCAAUAAUUUCACUAUUAGUGAUGGAUUGGAUGUACUUCAAUCAACAUUUGCUAGAUCUCUUGAAAUUGGAGCCUUCUGUUUACAAUUUUUAUCUUGGUGGAGUCAAGAGAAUUAUUUUACAGAUGUAAUGAUGCUUCCAGCUCCGCCAGCUCCAAAGAUAUCAUCAUCAGCAAAGAAAUAUAAAGGAUUAUGUCCAUUAUGUAUGAAAGUGCCACAUAUACGUACAGUACUUAUGGUAUCAGGAUAUAUAUUUUGUUAUCAAUGUAUUUUACCUGAAGUACGUAAUAAGAAAUGCUGUCCAGUUACAAAUUUUCCAGCUAAUGAGAAUGAUUUAAUACGUUUAUAUAUAAAUUAAAUAUGAAAGAUGGUGUACAUAUUGAAAUAUUGAAAAGGCAAGU